GAGGAGAAUCUUGAUGCUGAACAGAUGGAAGAAGAUGGAGACUUGGCAGACAUAGAGGCACUUAAUUAUAAUGAUCUAGAUAAUGUUUCCAAGCUGCAAAAAUCACGUCGCUACAUUGACAUAAUGUAGAAAGUGGAAGAUGCACUUGAGAGAGAGUCUGAUGUCAUGGAUAAAGGUGUUGUUCUCGAAGAUGAUCCAGAGUAUCAGUUGAUAGUAGACUGUAAUGCCUUAUCAGUUGACAUUGAGAACGAAAUCGUUAUAAUCCACAACUUCAUACGUGACAAAUAUCGAUUGAAAUUUCCUAAGUUAGAGUCACUUGUUCAUCACCCAGUUGAUUAUGCUCAGGUUGUUAAAAAAAUUAGAAAUGAAAUGGAUCUGACGCUUGUUGAGUUGGAAGGACUGCUACCCUCAGCUAUCAUCAUGGUUGUGUCUGUUACGGCAUCAACUACCAGUGGCAAGCCAUUGCCAGAAGAUGUUCUACAGAAGACAGUGGAAGCAUGUGACAGAGCCCUUGCUCUUGAUUCAGCAAAGAAAAAGGUUCUUGAUUUUGUUGAGAGUUGAAUGGGAUAUAUUGCCCCCAAACUUUCUGCUGUAGUUGGGAGUGCAGUUGCUGCAAAACUUAUGGGUACUGCUGGUGGUCUCUCAUCGUUGGCAAAAAUGCCUGCUUUUAAUGUCCAUCUUCUUGGUGCUGGGUUUUCCACAGCAACAUCCCAAUUUCAUAUAGGUUAUAUUGAGCAAACAGAAUUAUUUCAGAGUACACCUCCUUCCUUAAGGAUGCGAGCUUGUAGACUGCUGGCAGCAAAAUCUACUUUAGCUGCUCCUGUUGACUCGAUCAAUGGAGACCCGUCUGGGAAAACCGGAAGAUCUCUUAGGGAAGAGAUACGUAAAAAGAUAGAGAAGUGUCUAGAGCCCCCUCCUGCAAAGCAGCCAAAGCCUCUUCCUGUUCCUGAUUCUGAGCCUAAGAAAAAGAGAGGUGGCCGCCGGCUGAGAAAGAUGAAAGAAAGAUAUGCUAUCACGGACAUGCGGAAGCUAGCAAACAGGAUGCAGUUUGGAAUACCUGAAGAAAGUUCCUUAGGGGAUGGACUAGUGGAGGGCUAUGGCAUGCUUGGUAAGGCUGGAAGUGGCAAGUUGCGUGUAUCGGUUGGUCAGAGCAAGCUUGCUGCCAAAGUAGCAAAGAAAUUCAAGGAGAAGAGUUAUGGAAGCAGCGGGGCUACAUCAGGCUUGACUUCAAGUUUGGCCUUCACUCCUGUGCAAGAGGUCACGGGUUUAAAUCUUGGAAACAACUUCUGGCAGAAAUGCAAGGUAAGACUGCUAUGAUGCAUCCUUACGGUGGAGCCCUUCCCCAAACACCAUGCAUAACGAUAGCUUUAGUGCAUCGGACUGAACUUUCCUUACAACUAUUGUAUGUUGUGUGGAUCCAUAAUUGUAGUACCUAUGGUUAGAUUUUUAUGUAAACUUAUAAAUUGUGCAAUUGAAAGAAGCCAAAAGUGUCCAAUCGUGGUGUCAACAUAGUUGGGACAGUGGCAUGUUCCAUAAAGUGGGGAAAGUACCUAGUUUAAAACAUGAUGCUGUGUGGCCCUUAGCAUCAAUUGAUGACUUUUUUUUAUGUACCACCACUUACAGGGAUAAGCCUAAGGACAAAAUUGAUUUGUCAGUGGUGAAAG
This is a messenger RNA of Capsicum annuum, 1664 nucleotides long. RefSeq names its product U4/U6 small nuclear ribonucleoprotein Prp31 homolog. NCBI's taxonomy places the organism in Eukaryota, Viridiplantae, Streptophyta, Magnoliopsida, Solanales, Solanaceae. Gene Ontology annotation, biological process: mRNA splicing, via spliceosome; spliceosomal tri-snRNP complex assembly. Gene Ontology annotation, cellular component: U4 snRNP; U4/U6 x U5 tri-snRNP complex; precatalytic spliceosome. The record is from RefSeq and is a predicted model, not a curated record.